AUGAAUACGAGAGCCCAAUUAGAUGAAGAAAUUGUAAGAAUGUUCUAUACCGGUGGUUUGCCCUUUAAUCUUGCUAGAAAUCCUCAUUAUCAUAAGGCUUUCACUUUUGCUGCAACUCACAAUAUUCCUGAUUAUGUUCCUCCUGGUUAUAAUAAAUUACGAACCACAUUGCGCCAACAAGAAAAAAAUAAUGUUGAGAAGCUAUUGCAACCGAUUAAAGCAACAUGGCAAGAAAAAGGGUUAACUAUUGUGUGUGAUGGUUGGAGUGAUCCAACAAGAAAGCCUCUCAUUAAUUUCAUGGGUACUUCUGGAAAUGGGCCUAUGUUUCUUAAAGCCGUGAAUUGUUGUGGUGAAGUUAAAGAUAAGUUUUUCAUUGCUAAUUUGAUGAAAGAAGUGAUUGAUGAGGUUGGUCAUCGAAAUGUGGUGCAGAUUAUUACUGACAAUGCAGCUAAUUGCAAGGGGCAGGAGAAAUUAUUGAGAGCAUUUGCCGAUACUCGUUUUGCUUCGAUCAUUGUGAUGCUUAAGAGGUUUAAACUCAUCAAGCAAGGACUUCAAGCAAUGGUCAUUAGUGAUGAAUAUAAUUCUUAUAGGGAGGAUGACAUGGUGAAAGCAAACUUUGUGAAAGAAAAGCUUGUGAGUGAUUAUUGGUGGGAUAAAAUAGCUUACAUCAUUGAUUUUACAAAGCUCAUCUAUGACAUGCUUAGAGUAUGUGACACUAAUAAGUCAUGUCUUCAUUUGGUAUAUGAGUUGUGGGAUUCCAUGAUUGAGAAAGUGAAGUGUGAAAUUUACAAGAAGGAAAAACGUCAUCUUUCAGACUUCAGUCCUUUUUAUCAUGUUGUUUAUGGGAUUCUUAUAGCUCAUUGGAUAAAGAGUUAUACUCCUCUUCAUUGCCUAGCUCAUUCACUAAAUCCAAGGUUUUAUAGUGAUGGUUGGCUAAGCGAGGAUUCUUGUAGAGUUGCUCCUCACAGAGAUGGUGAGAGAAUGAAAUAUUUUCGUAGGUUAUUUCCAAAUGAUAAUGAUUUCGACAAAGUCUUGGAUGAAUUUGCUUGUUUCUCACUUAAGCUCGAGCCUUUUGAAGACCUGAUGUCUCUUACAAAGAGGCAUUCUUCGGAUCCGAAAAGUUGGUGGGCUAACUUUGGUGCCGAAAUUUCAUUGCUCCAAUCUUUAGCUUUUAAAGUAUUUGGACAACCUACUUCAUCCUCUUGUUGUGAAAGAAAUUGGAGCACUUGUUAUUUUAUCCACUCACUUAGGAGGAAUAAGUUAAAUCCGAGUCGCGCCGAAGAUUUAGUUUACAUCCACUACAAUCUUCGUCUUUUAUCUAGGAGUUCUAGUCAAUAUGAGGAUGAGAAAACCAAGAUGUGGGAUGUUGGUGGAGAUGCUUUUGAUUCAUUGGGAGAUGUUAGAUAUUUAGAGUUUGACGAACUCUCGCUUGAUGAGCCGGAUUUAGAGAACCAGUUAAUCUCGGAAGAUAUUAACAAUUGCAACAUAGGUGAUAGGCAAAGAAUAGCCGAGUUUGCUGUGAUAUCUCUGUUUCUGCUUACAAAUGCAUUAACUGUGGCAUGCCAUAUGCACAUUGCUGAGCAGAAUGGUUGA
Messenger RNA from Hibiscus syriacus, 1593 nucleotides. RefSeq lists its product as uncharacterized. The transcript has 4 exons. Gene Ontology annotation, molecular function: protein dimerization activity. The coding region runs from base 1 to 1593 and encodes 530 amino acids. Lineage: Eukaryota; Viridiplantae; Streptophyta; Magnoliopsida; Malvales; Malvaceae. The record is from RefSeq and is a predicted model, not a curated record.